Messenger RNA from Capronia epimyces CBS 606.96, 1458 nucleotides. RefSeq lists its product as uncharacterized. Bases 1 to 1458 code for a protein of 485 amino acids. The transcript has 12 exons. Lineage: Eukaryota; Fungi; Ascomycota; Eurotiomycetes; Chaetothyriales; Herpotrichiellaceae. Gene Ontology annotation, molecular function: transmembrane transporter activity. Gene Ontology annotation, cellular component: membrane. The record is from RefSeq and is a predicted model, not a curated record. Gene Ontology annotation, biological process: transmembrane transport.
AUGGACAAGGACGACGCUGAGAUCUCGCAGGUCGAGGAGGCUGAACGCGACAAACAUGAACAAAAGUCGGCCGCUGAUCUGGAAACUGACGGCAAGGACUGGACUCCCGCCGAGGAGCGAUCACUGGUAAAACAGAUUGAUUGGCAUCUCCUACCCAUGCUUUGCGUGAUCAUGGGUCUCUCGCUCCUCGACCGGGUCAACAUAUCCGCUGCCUAUGUUGCCGGUAUGAAGACUGAUCUCGACAUGGAAACCCCAGGGGCGCGAUAUUCAAUCUCUCUUCUCCUGUUCUUUGUGACCUAUGCGAUUUUCGAGCUUCCAUCCAAUCUCCUCAUUCGCCGUUUCGGCGCGAGGUAUUGGUUGACUGGGCUCAUUAUCGGUUGGGGAGCGGUCAUCAUCGGCAUGGGAUUCAUCCAUAGCUGGGUGGUCAUGGCCGUUCUGAGGCUCCUCUUGGGCGCCUUCGAAGCCGGACUGCUACCCGGCGCUAUCUUCUUACUCUCGGCCUGGUAUACGAAAUUCGAGAUGGCGCGCCGCAUCACCAUAUUUUACAUGAGUUCGCUGGUAACGAAUGCUUUUGGCGGGAUCUUCGCGUACGCACUCUCCAAGAUCAGCGUCGGCUCCGGAGUUUACAGCCAAGGCUGGAGAUGGAUCUACAUUGUUGAGGGAUUGGCCACCGUCCUUGCUGGCUUCAUAGCAUUUUUCACUCUCGGGGAAUUUCCCGAACACUCACGAUGGUUGUCUGAUAGACAGCGCCAUAUUGCUCUGAAACGCGUCGCCCUGGAAGCAGGGGGCGAGGAGUACGAGCACGUGAAUGUAAAGCAGGCAUUCCGCAUGUUGCUAGAUUGGAAGGUUGGGGCCUUUUGUUUGAUGUACUACAUCAGUGCAUCAAGCGUCUACUCCGUUUCAUAUUUUACGCCCGUCAUCCUCAGUGGUGCGCUGGGAUACGAUCAGUCAACCACGCUAUUGCUGACUAGUCCACCUUGGGUCUUCUGUAUCAUCGUGUCGAUCAUAAUGGCCUUCAUAUCUGACAGGUACCGCACACGGUGGCCGCUCAUUCUGAUAACUGUAUCCAGCAUUGUCGGAUUGCUCAUAGUACUCUAUGCACCCCCGCCGGGUGUUCGACUUUUUGGGCUUUUCCUUGCGACAUAUGGAGCACAAUCGAAUGUUAUAUCGAACCUCAGCUAUGCCGAGAACAACACCAGCCAUCCGAGCAAGAAAGGUGUCAUCACAGCGGCCAUGAUCACGAUUGGCGCAGCAGGGGGGAUCACGGGAAGUACCAUUUUCAGGUCUCAGGAUGCUCCCAAAUACAUCCCAGGAAUGUGGGCGACACUUGGUUUCCAGUUCCUGUACAUUGGUGUGCUGGCCUUGAUGACCUUCCACUUCAAGCGCAAAAACAGAUUGCUCAGAGAGGGAAAGAUCGGACCCAUUGAUGGCUUGCGUGGGUUCCAGUAUGUUCCUUAG